AUGAGUUUCAGGGCCCGACGCUUCUAUUGGCACAACUGCUACGGAUUGACCCUGGCUAUGUUAUUGGGACUCGUGAACGUGCUGGCUGUGCCGUCGAUCUUGAGGAUCCUGGUGGGAGCCAGGCGCUCCAACGACGUGUACCCAGCGUUCAAGCGGUACCUCUCGACAUUCCUCCACGCCGUCUCCUGGUUUGAAUCCGACAUGCAUCGCGGCAGCCAGUCAUGGGAGUCCAUACUUAAUGUGCGGAGACGGCACAUAGUGAUGACGCAGGCAGCAAAAUUGAAGGGUCAGGGUAUGAUCUCUCAGAGGGAUCUGGCCCUCACGCAUUUUGGCUUUAUCGGCCUCGCGGUCCUUAAGCACGAUAAGUUUGGCAUCCAGACCUUGGAGGAGGAUGAUUGGGAAGCUUACAAUCAGUUCUGGCGGGUCAUUGGUUUCAUGAUUGGAAUCGAAGAUAGGUACAACAUCUGUCGCGACGCGAUAGCGGAGACCCGUCAGGUGUGCCGCUUGAUACUGCAGCGCGUGUACACGCCUUGCUUGGCGGAUACGCCGGAGUACUUCGAGUACAUGGCCCGCAUCAUGCUCGAGGGCGUGUCCUCGGCCAACCCGACAGUGAACACGCCCUCGCUGCUGUACUGGUCCAAGUACCUCGCCGAGGUCCCCGGAUACGUGUACACGGAGGACGAGCGGGUGGCAUUCCAGAGGAUGCUGAAGGAAAAGCUGGACGGCCGCUCCGACGACGUCGGCGUGGAUUCAGCGUCGCUUAUAUCUGAACCAGCCGUGGAAGGGCUGCCUGGAAACCAGCACCUCCUCUACAUCCGCGACUACGACUCUUUUAAGACUAUCCCGCAUUACAAAGAACUGUCGUUGUCAUCCCGAUGCAAACUCGCCUUCAAUUCGAUGUUCACGUCCUUCUACGGGACGAGGUUCGGUCGGUGGCUCCUCAACUCCACGUUCCUCACCACCGUUAAGCUCAUGAGGAACUACCCGAAGGUGACUUUCUUCGUCUUCAAUCUGAAGGUGACCACGAACUUCUUGUUCGACUUCCCUAUUGACAACAACGGGCUGAAGCCUAACUCCGCUUUCAAGAAAUCGGCUAGGCCGCCUUGGUACAGACAGAUCAUCGAAAGCCUGGCAACUAAGAAGGGU
Iphiclides podalirius (scarce swallowtail) is the source of this 1146-nucleotide messenger RNA. The record is from the annotation of a GenBank genome assembly. Lineage: Eukaryota; Metazoa; Arthropoda; Insecta; Lepidoptera; Papilionidae.